This is a messenger RNA of Dioszegia hungarica, 675 nucleotides long. RefSeq lists its product as uncharacterized. The record is from RefSeq and is a predicted model, not a curated record. Bases 1 to 675 code for a protein of 224 amino acids. Lineage: Eukaryota; Fungi; Basidiomycota; Tremellomycetes; Tremellales; Bulleribasidiaceae. The transcript is spliced from 3 exons.
AUGUCCAAGCGCAGCAGCGCCCUAGCCGCCCUCGACGACGACGAGGCCUACGCGCCCGAAUCCGUCGCUCGGUCCGCACCCCGUCCGGCCAAAGCCCCACGAAAGAGCGCCGUCAAAGCCAGUACCAGCACCAGCAAGACUACCACCACUUUUGCCCCUUCCCCCGUUAGCCCACUCCUCGCCUACACUCCCGAGGACCUCGCGGAUCUCCCCUUCUAUGAGGUCAUUGAGCACUUUAUCGAGCUCCAAUCCGCAUACCGCAGGCUGGAGAGCGAGAAGACUAGCGCCACUGCGUCCGGAUCUGGAUCUGGCGCAACCAGAUCGUCGAUGGAUGAGAAAGAAGUAGAGGCGAUGGCGAAAGUGUUUGCAAAGGUUAUGCAGAGCGGUAUUACCAGUCAGAUGAAGUGGCAACCGUCAUGUAGGCACAAAGGCAAGCGGUUUACGUGCAAUGGCGUGGUCCCCAAUGCCCAGGUCUUCUACAAGCUCUUCAACUUGCAAGAGGAGAAGAAGGUAUGGAAGCAGAAGAAGAUCCCCUUGGCGGACUUUGAGAAGAUCACGGGGGGAUUGUGGGCCUCUAUCCGACAUGGCUCGUUGAGCGUCACAAGUCCGGAAGUGACGCUCAAGAGGGACCCGGAAACCAAUGGGUUUACGGUGCCGGGGUUGUAUGGGCUUUGA